Molecule: messenger RNA, 5401 nt
Organism: Engraulis encrasicolus (European anchovy)
Lineage: Eukaryota; Metazoa; Chordata; Actinopteri; Clupeiformes; Engraulidae
Gene: sema4d
Product: sema domain, immunoglobulin domain (Ig), transmembrane domain (TM) and short cytoplasmic domain, (semaphorin) 4D
Exons: 15
Coding region: 711-3659 (982 amino acids)
Biological process (GO): negative regulation of transcription by RNA polymerase II; positive regulation of cell migration; negative chemotaxis
Cellular component (GO): plasma membrane
Molecular function (GO): semaphorin receptor binding; chemorepellent activity
Source: RefSeq, a predicted model, not a curated record
GUGUGUGUUUGCCUUGACCCUGUACCCUGUACCCUGUUGUAGGAGCUCUUGUCCUGUUCUGCAUUGUACUGCUCUGUUCCUCUGUCAGCCCUGGGAUUCAGUCAUGAGGUGUGGGGAAAAGAAACGUGCCGCAGGAAACUUGUUUGUGCUACAGUUUCAGCUUCCAGCUGCUAAUUCUGACACAUCGUCAUCACUUUUUUUAGAAGUCAUCACGUUUUUUUGUUUUGUUGGUUUGUUAGUUUGUCUGUACUUCUGCCAGUGGUUGAACUCCCUGGCACGCUAUAUUUCUCCGCUUCCUCCCCUCAUCACCACCUCCCUUGAGGUGUUGUCUUUUCUUUUACCUUGCACCUGUGCUGCAGAAAGGUUGCUGUACACAAAACAAUGGAUGGUGCAUCUGGAAGAAUUGUGCUUCCAUGGGGAAGUGUUGCCUUUAGAAUAGUUCUACUUUUAAAAGAAUGGGAGGGAAUUGUAUUGUAGCUCUCUGGUACAGGGAAGCUGGUUGCAUGUGGGGAUUAUGUCAUAUGAUGAUUUAGUCACGCAAGCCUCUGAUUUUGAUCUGCCUUAUCAGCGGUGAACAAAGUAGGGGCUGUGGCGGUGCAGAUUCACAUGUCUCAUUUUAGGAAAAUUUUCUCUAGUCUCUAGAUGGUGUGCUUUAAAUGAUUUUUGUUUAAAACAAUGAAUAUUUUUUGAGGAUCUGAAAGCAUCAUCUCAUGCAUGUCUGCCUGCAUAUUUUGUUGUUUUUAAAAAGAGCAUUUCCUUCUCUCGCCCGCUUGAGUGAGAAAUGCACUGUUAACCAACAGCAUCGGGAGGAAGUGAGUGGUCUGUGGCUGCUGAGGCAUAUUUUUUUCUGUGAGCUGCUUGCACGGCACACAUCUUCUAAUCUGUCUCACUCGGAGAGGGGUAACCUCACUCUGCCAAAGAUCCCGGAGAACAACAUGGCCUUCGGAGUGCUGGGGGUUUUCCUCGGCCUGCUCCUGGAGGUCUCCUCCCAUGGGCCAUCCAGUGGCCCCAGGACCUCGUGGAAACAUGAAGAUGUCAAUUUGGUAGAGUUUGCCGAGCCAGGAGUCUUCAACUAUUCUACGCUACUGCUGAGCGAAGAGAGAGACGUGUUGUAUGUGGGUGCAAGAGAGGCCAUCUUUGAGCUCAGUAUGAAGAAUGUCACAGUCAGGAAAAAUAAGGUGAUCUGGAAAGUUCCACAAACGCACAUGGACCGAUGCAUUGCAAAAGGAAAGUCGAAAGAGACGGAAUGUCUGAACUACAUUCGGGUUCUUCAAGUCCUGGACAAAGACAGCCUGUACGUUUGUGGGACGAAUGCCUUUCAGCCUCAAUGUGACCACCUGACCCUUAACGACUUUAAACUUCAGGAGAGGCAAGAGGAUGGGAGGGGGAAAUGCUCCUUCGAUCCUGCACAGAGUUUCACCACCGUCAUGGUUGACGGAGAGCUGUACUCUGGAACGGCCUACAACUUCUUGGGCAGUGAACCAAUCAUCUCUCGAUACUCCCUUUCCCAGAGCCUACUGCGCACAGAGUACUCCACCUCCUGGCUCAAUGAGCCCAGUUUCGUGUUUGCUGACGUGAUAAGAGAGAGCAAGAACAGUGCGGAUGGUGAGGACGAUAAGAUCUACUACUUCUUCACGGAGGUGUCUGUGGAAUACGAGUUCUACGGCAAGCUGAUGAUCCCCAGGAUUGCACGAGUGUGUAAGGGUGAUCUUGGUGGCCAGAGGACGCUCCAGAAGAAGUGGACGUCUUUCCUGAAGGCUAAGCUGGUGUGCUCCAUGCCGGAGCUCAACUUUGUCUUCAACGUGGUUCACGACGUGUUUAUCCUCAAGACCCCCGACUGGAGGGAGACGGUCAUCUACGGAGUCUUCACCUCUCAGUGGGCAAACGUCGGCUUGUCAGCUGUGUGUGCAUACAACAUGUCAUCGGUCGAGGAAGUGUUUUCGAAGGGAAAAUAUAUGCAAAAAGCCACCGUUGAACAGUCCCACACCAAGUGGGUGAGGUACAACGGCCUGACGCCUAAUCCGCGCCCCGGAGCGUGCAUCAACAACCUUAACCGUCUGCAGAACAUCAACAGCUCGCUACACCUUCCUGAUAAGACUCUGCAGUUUGUCAAAGACCACCCACUGCUCGAGGACCCGGUCUUGCCCAUUGGCAACGGGCCCAGGCUUAUCACCAAGGACGUCAACUACACCCAGAUUGCCGUGGAGAGGGUCCGUGCCCUCGACAACAACGUCUAUGACAUCAUCUUCACCGGGACAGAUAAGGGAGCCUUGCAUAAAUCUGUGGUUUACGACGGAGAAGUCCACACAGUGGAGGAGGUCCAGCUCCUCCAAAACUCUGAGGCCAUUAAGACCUUACUGCUGUCCACACAAGGGGGGAGGUUUUUGUAUGCUGGCUCCGACUCGGGAGUGGUCCAGUCCCCCACGGCCUUCUGUGAGAAGUACCCCACCUGUGGAGAUUGUAUCCUGGCCCGGGACCCGUACUGUGCCUGGGACCCGCGGGCCUCCAAGUGUGCCAACAUAUUCAGUACUAAAGAGGGGUCUGAUCUCCGUCAUCUGAUCCAGAGCCUGUCUGGUGAGGCUGAGCGAUGUCCCGCAGCCAAAGCAAAGGAGUACCGGGACAUGUUGGUGAAGCCCGGGAGCUCCGUGGACCUGCCCUGCCCCCUGCUGUCCAACCGGGCAAUUGCACUCUGGAAGCUGAACGGCAGCGAGCUGAGCGAGACGUCUUCUCAGUUCCACCUGCUGUCGGACUCGGGGAUGCUGAUCUACAGCGCGGCGCCGGAGGACCAGGGCGCGUACGAGUGCUGGUCCGUGGAGCGGGCAGCGCCAGGCACCAGAGACUUCGCCAAGCUGGUGGCCGGGUACAGACUCCGGCUGCUGCUGCCACCGCCUCCCAAACCGCGCUCGCCCGGCCACCGGCCCCGCUCCUCGUCCUCGUCAUCCACAACGUCGUCGUCGUCACGUUCCAAGACGGCCCGCACCCCCACUGCCCCCGCUGCUGAAGGUAAUGAGCUCCUUUCCUCCCCCACCACCCCGCCACUAACAUCCUUACCGCCUCACGCAGCCACCCAGCAAACGCCCCCUCUAACCCCGGCCCUCAGCUCGGACGCGGCGUACCACACAGACAGCAGCGUCAGCAGCAGCGUGGCCCUCCAGCCCAUGCUCCCCUCCAGCAACGGGCCGGUGGGCACCAAGACCGAGGACCCGUCGGCCGAGUACCUGCAGCACGACAACAGCGGCGCGCUGCUCUUCCUCUUCCUCCUCUUCUUCCUGCUCUUCCUGGCCGCGCUGGCCUACAACUGCUACAUGCGCUUCCUGCCCGCGCCCUGCCUGCGUCUGCGCGCCGCGCUACUGGGCACGCAGAAGAAACCGCAGCCCGCGUACGCCGCCUGCGAGGCGGGGCUGAUGGAGACCACCACGCCCACCACCCUGGCCACCACCGUCCUCAACGGCGGCGGGGAGAAGCCCGACCUGACGGAACAGCUGUUCCAGAACGGAGCGCAGCUGCGGGCGCUGAGAGACACGGGGUACGAGACGGAACCCGAGUGUGGCAACGGUCAGGUGCCCUUGCGAGGGUACGGCGACGAGACGCCUCCCAAGGAGAGGCCUUUCGAUGUGGACUGCAUAUCGCAGCCUAUUGAGUAUGCUGAUGCAGACUAAGGCAGCACAUGAGUAUGCGCAUGUCUUAAAUGAGACUUUUUCCCCCAUUUCCCACAGAUCGCGCAGUUCAAACAGUGUUCAGCUGCUAAGCAAUGUACUGUCCUGUCCCACCAUUUCAAGUUCAUCGUCCCCAAUUGUAGGCUUGUAGAUGGAACUAGUCGAACAUAGUGAUCUCUAAGAGCAUUCCAUCAGAUAAUGAUAUACUUUUGUUCCCAACCUGGCUAUUCCCUUUUUUCCAGAGCCUAAUGCAAUAUUAUUUUUUUGUAAUAUAGAAAUUAGCUUUAAAUUGAAAAACCUGUGGUAACCCUGUGCAUCCUUUCUGCAAGACAACUCAAUUUGAAUUCCAAAUUGGAAACCUGGUUUACCAAAUUGGUAAGUGAGUUUGAUGUUUUCCAAAUUGGAGUAUAUAUAGAGUAGAUUUAUGUUUGUACAUUUACUAUUCAUUUUAAAGAGGCUGUGUUUCUGACUGGCUCCAUGUUGCUGUGUCAAUAUUUUGUGGGGGCGCAAGACUUGUGUGGUCCACUAUAAUGUGGUUAAACCUCAGGGAUGUUUCACCAGACUUCUAGAACAUUCUGUCGCUGUUCUGGAUCUCUUUGACCAUUUUAAUGCUCGGGCAGUGACAAAGUGCAGAGGGGCCCCAACGCAAGGACAUUAUGCGCGAUGCAAGAAGAAAGAUGGGCUGGAGAAGGGUCUUGCCUGCCUGACUGACUGCCUGCCUGUGGAAAAGUAUUUGGACCAAUAAAGACUGGACCAACUGGACACGACUGCUGCGGUCGCAAAACGCUGAAGCGGUCUGUCGUAUUUCUGUCAUGCUGCAAAGUGACUUUCUGAGCUGGCUUCACAUUUCCAGGGGCCAAACGUCGAUCUCUUGCCCUAUAACUCCUUGUCUCCCAAACUGAUCUUUUAAUGAAGACUCCCUCUAAUUCGUGUGGAGCUUUGGCCAUCAUUUCCUCUCUCACCACCCCAAACUAACAAACAGCUAAGACAACAAACAAUUGGCACCAACAUCAGACCAAAAAAAUAAUAUGCUGGAUUCUGUGAUGGUAUUUGCACUCAUACAAAAACUAAUCACUUAAAUCAAUGGACUGUAUUUUAUGUUAUAAUUUUUUGUUUUGUUCUAUAAAUAUGUAAAUAUUCACAGACAUUACAUGAAUUAUUGUGAAUAGAAAGCUGCUUUGCUAAGAUUUGUUACGCAGAUGUAAAGUAUAUUCCUUAUAUUCAUGUCAAGAAUGAAGCUUCCAGAAAUGAUCUGUGGUAUUCGUAGACAGUGACGGGACAACCCAAGCCACUCCUGUCUUCUCAUUUCACUUUUUAAAGUACUAUACUGACAGAACAACAGCGAUGUUAUGGAAUUCUGCUUGUAUGUGAUGCGCAAGUCAUGACUGACGAUUAGUAUUUUUCUCUUGAGGACUUUCCAAAAGGCUUCAAGGCUUCAGACAUCACAUUUCCAUCUUGGCAUGUGAUUGCUGGCGUACCUCUAGCCUUUUUCCUUCUGCGCAUGCAUUUUUCUCCCAUUCUCUCCCUGAUGCACAUUCACUCAUGCAAGUUUCCUUUUCCUUUUCCUCUUUUUCCACCUCCCUUCACUCUUCUAUUUCUCCACCUCUCUUCUCUCUUGCUCUGCCCUGUUCCCUUCAUUCCUUCUCACAGCCCCUGCUGUCAUUUUCCCCCCUGUUGACACUUCAGUGGUGUGUAAGUCCGGAAGUAGUCCCCCUGUCUCUUCUUCCUCCUCCUCCUCCUCCUCC